Lagenorhynchus albirostris (white-beaked dolphin) is the source of this 1112-nucleotide messenger RNA. It is a transcript of the gene DUXA, whose product is annotated as double homeobox A. The transcript is spliced from 7 exons. NCBI's taxonomy places the organism in Eukaryota, Metazoa, Chordata, Mammalia, Artiodactyla, Delphinidae. The record is from RefSeq and is a predicted model, not a curated record. Bases 13 to 564 code for a protein of 183 amino acids. Gene Ontology annotation, molecular function: DNA-binding transcription factor activity, RNA polymerase II-specific; DNA binding. Gene Ontology annotation, biological process: regulation of DNA-templated transcription.
AUCAGAAGACUGAUGGCUUCGGAGCUCCCUUCCAAGAUGGCUGAAGACAAUUCUCCAUACAAGGCCGUGGCAACAAAGUGUAGACGCAGCCGCACCAAAUUCACAGAAGAGCAAUUGAAAAUCCUCAUUGAUGCAUUCAACAAAAAACCUUACCCGGGUUAUGCCAUCAAACAAAGACUUGCUUUGGAAGUCAACACUGAAGAGUCUAGGAUCCAGAUAUGGUUUCAGAAUCGAAGAGCUAGGCACAGGUUCCUGAAAAGACCUGAGAAGAGCUUAGACUUAAGACAAGGCCGAGCUUACCCUGAAGAGAACAUUCAAGGUGUGAGAGACAGACGAUGUCGUACCAGCUAUACUUCUUCCCAAUUACAAACUCUUAUGAAUGCGUUCAUGGAAAACCCUUAUCCUGGGAUUGAUUCCAGACAGCAACUUGCUGAAGAUAUUGGGGUUCCAGAGUCAAGAGUCCAGAUUUGGUUUCAAAACCGAAGAUCUAGACUCCGUAUCCAGAAGAAAAGAGAACCCGAAGAAGGUUCAGCCCAAAGACAAAACCAGGGACAAGAUCUCUGAGAUGGGAGCGUUCAAGGUUUACAGAAUGGCACUCCCUAGUGACUGUUUUAUUUCCCUGGAGCCAGAACAAGGUGAAUAGAGAGACAAAUUCAGUGUAUUUGAUGUCAUCAGCCUGGACUCCAGAUCAGUUCUCUGCCUGGCAACAUACCCUUCCAAACAUACUUUCGCCUUCUUCUCCGUCUUCUGGAAAUGGUAACCAGGACUUCAGGACUCAGAGGCAGAUGAUACAAAGUACCACACAGCCCUAGUGACUGAACCUAGAUUUAGAGUUCAACAGAUCUCGAGAACAAUGAAAGUAAACUUAUUAACACCAUUUUUAUGGUCAUACAAAUAAAUGACCGAUUCAAGUAAAAAUCAUCAAAACUUAUGUAGUACUGUGACUUUGAUCAACUGUGCUGAUGUACUGAAGCCUCCAUAAAAACCCAGAAGGAUGGGGUUCAGAGCUUCUGGGUUAGUGAACGCAUGGCGGAGAGGAGAGCGAUGUACUUGAAGAGGGCAUGGAAGCUCGAGCCCCCCUUCUCACAUACCUCGCCCUAAGUAUCCAUCUG